Messenger RNA from Impatiens glandulifera, 1609 nucleotides. Its product is annotated as acetyl-CoA acetyltransferase, cytosolic 1-like. The transcript is spliced from 13 exons. The record is from RefSeq and is a predicted model, not a curated record. Lineage: Eukaryota; Viridiplantae; Streptophyta; Magnoliopsida; Ericales; Balsaminaceae. Bases 94 to 1323 code for a protein of 409 amino acids. Gene Ontology annotation, biological process: fatty acid beta-oxidation. Gene Ontology annotation, molecular function: acetyl-CoA C-acetyltransferase activity.
CAAUACAUACACACAGCAAGAGAUGAGUAAGAAUAGAUAGUGAGAAUUGUUUGGCAAAGUGGAUACUACUUUUAUUGCAGAAUUUCAACUUUCAUGGACACUACUACUACUACUAGGGAAUCCUUUUCCGGUCCGAUAAAAGCACGAGAUGUUUGUAUUGUUGGGGUCGCUCGGACGCCGAUCGGCGGCUUCCUUGGCUCUCUUUCCUCUUUAUCAGCCACCCAGCUUGGUUCUAUAGCUAUUCAAUCUGCUCUUAAAAGAGCGGGUCUCGAUCCAUCUUUGGUGGAAGAAGUUCUCUUUGGAAAUGUUCUCAGUGCAAAUUUAGGUCAAGCUCCUGCCCGACAGGCUGCCUUGGGUGCUGGUAUACCCAAUUCCGUUAUUUGUACAACAAUCAACAAAGUAUGUGCAUCAGGGAUGAAAGCUACAAUGCUUGCUGCACAGACAAUCCAAUUGGGGGCCAAUGAUGUGGUUGUGGUUGGUGGCAUGGAGAGCAUGUCUAAUGCACCUAAAUAUGUCGUAGAAGCAAGGAAGGGAUCCCGGUUCGGACAUGACACUAUCAUUGAUGGAAUGCUUAAAGAUGGGCUGUGGGAUGUGUAUAAUGAUUUUGGGAUGGGAGUAUGUGCAGAAUUUUGUGCAGAUCGAUACAAAAUUUCUAGAGAGGAGCAGGACAAUUAUGCUAUUCAAAGCUUUGAACGUGGAAUUGCUGCACAAAAAAGUGGCGCCUUUUCCUGGGAAAUUGCUCCAGUUGAAGUAUCUAAAGGAAGAGGGAACUCAUCAAUUGUUAUCAACAAAGAUGAAGAUUUGGGGAAGUUUGAUCAUGUGAAGCUAAGGAAACUUAAACCAAGCUUCAAAGGUGGAGGUUCGGUUACAGCUGGAAACUCUUCUAACAUAAGUGAUGGUGCUGCUGCACUAGUGUUGGUGAGCGGUGAAAAGGCACUUUCUCUUGGAUUGCAAGUUAUUGCAAAGGUCAGGGGAUUUGCUGAUUCAGCUCAGGCACCAGAAUGGUUUACAACGUCACCAGCCCUUGCAAUCCCAAAGGCGAUUUCAAAUGCUGGCUUGAACACAUCCCAAAUUGAUUACUAUGAAAUAAAUGAGGCAUUUUCUGUUGUAGCUCUUGCCAAUCAAAAACUUCUUGGUCUUAGCCUGGAUAAGCUAAACGUGCAUGGUGGAGCUGUGUCUUUAGGGCACCCAUUGGGUUGUAGUGGUGCUCGCAUAUUGGUGACUUUGUUAGGGGUUCUGAGAGAGAAGAAUGGUAGAUAUGGUGUUGGUAGCAUCUGCAAUGGGGGUGGAGGAGCUUCUGCUCUUGUUUUGGAGCUCAUGUAAGUAAUAAUACUUUGUUCUAAGCUCCAUCAAGUUAGGUUUUAUGAAUGAAAUUAUUUGAUUAUUAUACUAUGCAGGCCUAUUCUGAAGGUUGGACGUUCGACAUUAUGAAUGUCUCAAGAAAAAAGUUUUCUUUGAUAAUAUUUUUCUCUUUGUAAGCUGCUGCAUCUUAUAAUCUUACCUCCCAUUAUGGUCUUGUUUCACCACUUUUUCUUCCCUGUUGUGAAUAAUAAGAGUAUAUUAUUAUGAUAUUUUGAAGAUUUAAAGAAAGAGAACUCAGUUUUUAGUU